Habropoda laboriosa is the source of this 5513-nucleotide messenger RNA. It is a transcript of the gene gek, whose product is annotated as serine/threonine-protein kinase Genghis Khan. Gene Ontology annotation, molecular function: protein serine/threonine kinase activity; ATP binding. The record is from RefSeq and is a predicted model, not a curated record. The transcript has 25 exons. Gene Ontology annotation, cellular component: cytoskeleton; cytoplasm. Lineage: Eukaryota; Metazoa; Arthropoda; Insecta; Hymenoptera; Apidae. Gene Ontology annotation, biological process: actomyosin structure organization; peptidyl-threonine phosphorylation.
ACAUGAUCGGAAAACGACUACUGCAUGAUUGUAAACACAAUUAAUGUUUAAACAGUGAAAGUGAUCUUAUUUAGAUAUGUCUAUUGGAAAUUAUCUUCUUAAGGAUAGUCAUCACAUCAUAAUGUGGUGGUUUGAAAUACUAUUGAAUAAUAUUAUUAAGAAUGACAGAAGUAAUAUCCAAAGAUUUUGGUAAGGGGCAACCUUUUCGAAAAAGAGACAUGUCAGAUUUAUCAAACUAAAUAAAAAUUGUUUUUAUAGGCAUAGGAGGAAGGUUACGCCAAUUAGAGUCCCUAUUUAUUGAUGGUCCUGUACAGGGAGAAGGAAGAGUUGGCCAUACAUUUUCCAUUGAGACACUUAUUGAUAUUUUACUUGUCUUAUAUGAUGAAUGUUGUAAUUCUUCCUUUCGGCGUGAAAAGACUGUCUCAGAUUUUAUUGAAUUUGUAAAACCAGUGGCUACUUGUAUUAAAAAAUUGCAAUUGGCACGAGAAGAUUUUGAGAUAGUAAAAGUUAUUGGUAGAGGAGCAUUUGGAGAAGUAUGUGUUGUAAGAAUGCGUGGUUCAGACAAAGUAUUUGCAAUGAAAAUUUUGAACAAAUGGGAAAUGCUAAAGCGUGCUGAAACUACAUACUUUAGAGAGGAGCGAGAUGUACUGGUGUACGGUGAUCGUAGAUGGAUCACUAAUCUUCAUUAUGCCUUUCAAGAUGACAAUAAUUUGUACUUGGUCAUGGAUUAUUACUGUGGUGGAGAUCUAUUAACACUAUUGAGCAAAUUUGAAGAUCGCCUUCCUGAAGAUAUGGCUCGUUUUUACAUAGCUGAAAUGGUUCUAGCUAUUGGGUCCAUACAUGACUUACGUUAUGUACACCGUGAUAUUAAACCUGAUAAUGUUUUGUUAGAUGCAAAUGGUCACAUUAGAUUAGCAGACUUUGGAUCUUGUUUACGAUUAUCUGAAGAUGGCACUGCACAAAGUAAUGUUGCUGUUGGUACACCAGACUAUAUUUCACCAGAAAUUUUAAGGGCAAUGGAAGAUGGACAAGGACAAUAUGGGCCUGAAUGUGAUUGGUGGUCUUUAGGAGUAUGCAUGUAUGAAAUGUUAUAUGGAGAAACACCUUUUUAUGCAGAAUCUCUAGUCGAAACCUAUGGAAAAAUUAUGAAUCAUAAAAAUUGCUUUGACUUCCCAGCAGAUGAUCUGUAUGAGGUUUCUGAAGAAGCUAAGGAUUUAAUGAGAAAAUUAAUAUGUAGCUCAGAAUUGAGAUUAGGUCAAAAUGGAAUUGAUGACUUUAAGAAACAUCCAUGGUUUGAUGGAGUAAACUGGGAUACUCUUAGAGAUAGUACUGCACCUUACAUUCCUGAAGUUUCCUCACCAACAGACACAUCAAAUUUUGAUGUUGAUGAUACAGAUGUUCGCAGUUCUGAUGCUGUUCCACCAGCAGCAAAUUCUGCAUUUUCUGCACUUCAUUUACCAUUUGUUGGCUUUACUUUCACUCAAGGAAGUUGCAUAUCAGAUCUGGGUUGUUUAUCUGUUAUAACUCAAAAUGAUGAACGCGUGCAGAUCCUCGAGGAAGAAAAUGCACAAUUAAUACAAACACUCGAAGACUUAACAAAACAAAUCAGUAUAAGUCAUUCUUCUCCUGGGAUAUCACCAGAUUCUAAUAAUGCAACAAGAAAACUUCAGGAUGAAAUAAAUACACUUACUAAACGCAACUGCGAGUUAGAAUCACAGUUGAAGUCUAUGGAGGUUCCCCGUGAAUUACGCAACUUAGAUAACGGUGAUAUGACCAAACUACGAGAAUUGGAGAAAUUAGUACGCUCUCUUCGAUUAGAAAAGGAAGAAGCUGUUAAAGAUAAGUUAGAUGCGCAGGAAAAGCUUAAACUUCAGGAUAAAGAAUUAAAGGAUGCGUUAACGCAACGUAAAUUAGCGAUGACUGAAUAUAAUGAAGUUACAGACAAGUUAUCAGAAUUAAGGCAACACAAACAAAAGUUGUCUAGACAAGUUAGAGAUAAAGAAGAAGAAUUGGAGGUUGUAAUGCAAAAGGUUGAUAGUUUGCGACAUGACAUUCGGAAAGCCGAAAAAUUGCGUAGGGAAUUAGAAAAUCGAUUGGAAGAAGCAUUUGCUGAAACGAGUAAAGAAAGAAAAUUAAGAGAACGUAGUGAAGAAUAUUGCAAGCAAAUGCAAGAGGAAACAGAAAAAAUUAGGCAGAGAUCUAUAGGAAACGAUGCGAGUGCAAACCAUGCAUUAGCGACGCAAGAAAUUAAUAGGUUAAAGGCAGAAGUAGAAACACUUGAAGUUCAAUACAAUGAAAAUUUGAACCAACAACAAAGUAGGUACAAUCUUGAGAUUCGUAGCUUGCAAGAACAAUUGCAUGAAGCUGAAACAAGGAGAGAUUUAUUGGAAAGGGAGGUUCAAUUAACAAAGGAAAAAUUAGAUGCUGCAAGAUUGGAAAAUAUUACUGAUAGUGAGGAGACUAUAAGUGAAUUAAAUAGACGUCACGAGAGAGAAAAAAUCAUGCUAGUCGAAGAAAACAAAAAACUUAUGUUAGAACUUAGCACUGUUACCGAUAGUGUUAAUAGAAUACAAGGUGAAAGGCGUCAGCUAGAAGAAGAAUAUGAAGAACUAAGAAAUAAAAAGGAAGCUAUUGCACAAUGGGAAGCUCAGAUUACUGAAAUUAUUCAGUGGGUAUCUGAUGAGAAAGAUGCUAGAGGAUACUUGCAGGCAUUAGCUACAAAAAUGACAGAAGAAUUAGAAUUUUUGAAACACUCCGGUGGCGUGGGUGGUGUAGGAAGUGGUUCUACAAUGGCGGAUAAAAACUGGCGAAAUCGUAGAUCGCAGAAACUUGACAAAAUGGAGCUUUUGAAUCUACAAAGUUCAUUGCAAAGUGAAAUACAAGCUAAACAAGCAAUAUCUGAAGAACUUACAAAGACGCGUUCAGAUUUAAUUGCUGCUCAAAAAGAAUUAAGAGACUUCAGACAACGGCUCGAAACACUCACACAUGAGAUAAAACGCAAAGAAAUGCAAAUAAAAGAGUUACAAGCAAGACUUGACACAGGCGAUGGCUUUUUAGAACGUCCUACAUCCCAAAUGUCAUAUUUGGAACAUUUUUUGAAAGAAACUGCAAGCAGUACACGUCACGGAAGUGCAGAUAGUGUAGAAGCUGAUAUCGAGGAUAAUCGGGCACCAAGUAUUUCCAGCAGUAAAAGCAACUUAUCCGAACUUAGUAUUGAUCCAACAUCACCAUUAUCUCAUGAGCUUCUAAAUAAAUCAUCAACAGCACAUGGACAAGCCAGUCUUCAACCAAAACCAAAAUCUCAUCAGUUCUUAGUACGAACGUUUUCAGCACCUACAAAAUGUAAUCAUUGUACUUCACUGAUGGUGGGUUUAACAAGGCAAGGAGUAGUAUGUGAAGUUUGUGGUUUUGCAUGUCACAUGCCUUGUUGUGAUAAAGUUCCACCAAUGUGUCCUGUGCCACAUGACCAAACAAAACGACCAUUGGGUAUCGAUCCCACACGGGGAAUAGGUACAGCUUAUGAAGGGUAUGUUAAAGUGCCAAAAAUGGGUGGAGUGAAAAAAGGUUGGGUUCGUCAAUUUGUGGUUGUUUGCGACUUCAAAUUAUUUCUUUAUGACAUUUCACCAGAUCGUAAUGCAUUACCAUCUGUCUAUGUGUCUCAAGUCUUAGACAUGCGAGACGAAGAAUUUACCGUUAGUUCUGUUCGAGAUUCGGAUGUCAUACAUGCUACAAAAAAAGACAUUCCGUGCAUAUUUAGGAUAACAACAUCUCUGCUAGAACCACCUGGUUUAAGGAACCACACGUUAAUGCUUGCAGACACUGAAAGUGAAAAAACAAAAUGGGUAGUUGCUUUAAGUGAACUGCAUAGAAUACUAAAGAAAAAUAAUCUUCCUAAUACAACGAUUUUUAGAGCAAAAGAAUUGUUAGAUAAUACAUUGGCGCUCAUUAAAAAUGUGAUGUCAGGAGCAAUUAUUGAUCCAGAUCGUCUAGUCAUUGGCACAGAAGAAGGCCUCUUCUGUUUAGAUUUAGAUCGUAGUGAAAUUGCAAGAGUGGGGGAGGGCAAGAAAAUAUAUUUACUGGAAUAUGUAACAGAAGAACAAUUAAUAGUAGUUUUAAGUGGAAAACAACGUCAUGUACGGCUGGUUCCAGUACGUGCAUUAGAUGGAGACGAAGUUGAAUGGAUUAAAGUCGCAGAAACUAAAGGAUGUAUAACUUUAACGACAGGUGUAGUCCCUCGCAGUCCAUUAACUUAUUGUUUGUGUGUUGCCAUAAAGAAACAGAAUGCAUCACAAGUGAUUAUCUAUGAAAUUACACGUACGAAAACACGUCAUAAACGUAUACGUGAAUUGAUGUUAUCAUGUCACGCACAAACUUUACAAAUUCUCUCUGAGGGUCGUUUUUGUGUCGGAUAUCCUUCCGGCUUUUCUAUCUACAGCAUUUUAGGAGACCAUCACCCUAUUUCAUUGGUCCAUUCUGAGAAUACGCUCUUAGGUUUUCUCACAUACAGUGCUGUGGAUGCCUUACGUUGUAUCGAAUUACCACGUGGUGAAUUCUUAUUAGUCUUCCAUUCAUUAGCAGUUUAUGUCGACAGCCAAGGCAGAAAGAGUAGAGAUCGUGAAAUUAUGUAUCCUGCUGUUCCAACAGCAGUUAGUUAUUGUGAAGGUUACUUACUAGUUUAUAGUGAGACUCACAUUGAUGUAUUUGAUUGUACAACUGGAGACUGGUUGCAAACACUUAAUGUAAAACGAGCACGACCACUGAAUACUUCAGGUUCUCUAACAUCUUGCGUCAUUAACGAUAUGCCACAUGUUAUUUUUUUGAGCAAUUUACAUCAACGAGAACUACUCAAUUUAACACCAUUAGAUGCAAGCGGUAGACAAAUGACAAGACCACGAAGACGAUUUUCAAUAAGAGAAGGAAAUAGAGCUGUUCGUCCUACCGACAGACGUUCCAAAAUGAUAUCUGCUCCGACAAAUUUCAAUCAUAUCAGUCACAUGGGUCCAGGUAAUGGAAUACAGAUUCAACGAUUAUUAGACUUGCCUACUACGCUCGAAACAGCUGAUCAACAACAUAGCGGUCAUCACAGUAGUUCUCAUCUUCAUAGCAGCCAACAACGAUUAUAUAGUCCAGCGAUUCAAACGUCAAGUAAGCCAGCGCCACUGCCGCCUAGACAUCCACCUUCUGAUUCACGACGUUUAAGUUCUCAUAUGUCUAGAAAUUCGGGGUACUCACCACAUAAUGGUUCAACAUCAUCACGCAGAGGACCGGCACCUUCACGACCAACUGCUACUCCACCUUCAUUACCACGUACUCCUGUGGACCAAGUUGAUUCGGAAUCUGUGCACCUACGGUCGCAUACUCCACUGUCUCUGGGUAGCAUUGCAUCUUUACAUGACAAGGAACACACCUCUGGUGGAAGUCCUAGACAUUCAAUAGCUUCAAACAACAGUUCAAAUCCAUCGACGCCUCCAAGUCCCGCUCAUGAUCAUGGUUCAUCUUCAUACGAUUCAUAA